Messenger RNA from Patiria miniata (bat star), 1874 nucleotides. RefSeq names its product tRNA-splicing endonuclease subunit Sen34-like. The coding region runs from base 138 to 1565 and encodes 475 amino acids. The record is from RefSeq and is a predicted model, not a curated record. NCBI's taxonomy places the organism in Eukaryota, Metazoa, Echinodermata, Asteroidea, Valvatida, Asterinidae. The transcript has 6 exons. Gene Ontology annotation, biological process: tRNA splicing, via endonucleolytic cleavage and ligation; tRNA-type intron splice site recognition and cleavage. Gene Ontology annotation, molecular function: tRNA-intron lyase activity; nucleic acid binding.
GGAAGAGCGCCCUCAAUAGUUUGUUCAUCGAAAGAAAAAGAUGGCGACGUCCAUGAGAAACAAAAAAAUGUUUUUGCCCCAUUGAAAUGUUGGUGGUUUUAACAAAACUGGAGGAAGUUUAUUGAACAAAGGUUACAAUGGAGGAACUUGAAGAUAUUGCACAAUCAUCUGAAGAACUUGAAACAAAUCGGUCACCAAUAGAGCUGCAUCUUUGCAAAGGAAAAAUACUUGUGUGGAAUGCAGAUGAUGUGAAGUUGUUGAGAGAGACCCAUCACAUUGUUGGUGCCUUGGUUGGUUCGCUACCGCGGUCACCGAGACAGAACGCUCAGCUCGGUUUGCCUCUACAGCUCAUGCCUGAAGAAGCAGCAGUGCUGAUUGAAUAUGAUGUUGCAAGGAUGGUGAAUGUCAGGAUUAAGAACCCAUCAGUGGAUGACGUUGCAACCUUCGAAGAGACAAGACAGAGGAGCUUCCGUGAGCAGCAAGCAUUGUGGGAUGCAAUGAGUGCAAAAAAGAAACAAGACUUUGAUAACAUCAUCGCUCUGGGACGGACCACAAAGAAACAUCGUCGGGCUGAGCGAGCCAGGAAAAAGAAAAGGGAAAAGGCUUCUGUUUCAGGUGAAUCAGGGGGAGAUGAAAGUGUGAGAUGCACUCCUGAUGCAGGAGUAAUGCUUGAUGGGGAUGGUGAGAACAGUAAGAGAAAGAGGAUGGAAGAUGAUGUCACCAUGGCAACAGUGGUAGACAGUGAUGAGUCAUCAACUACAAGCUUAGUCAGUUCUGAACAACUCAAGGAUUCCUCUAAUAAACAUGAUGAGGACAGCACUGCCAGAACCCAAACAUCCUUAAGUUGCAUAGGGUCUUGUCAGUCAUCCCUAGAUGACUGUGAAAGAACUAGUGCAAGUAAUGCUGAUAAGAACAACCAAAGAGACUCAAAUAGUGUUAAAACACAUCCACUGAAAGAUGGACAACCAGAAACGAAGGCGUUACUUGAAACCAAUUCAGGUGUGAUUAACCACAGUCCUGUUACCCAAUCUGAGCAGCAUUCUAGCACCAGCUGUCCCCAGAGGGUUGUGCCAGACACUGACCCAGACGCAGUGAUAGACAGAGGUGAUGUGGAACCGUCUCCAAACACAAAUCCUGAACACAAAUCUGAUGAUGUAGAUGUUUUCAAGAAGCCUCAUGAUCCACAACCAUGUACAGGCUACCUGGUUCAUGUUGUAACAGCCUCAUCAGCCACACCAAAGCAUGAAGUGGCUGAAUGGGCGUACCCAAGAACGCAGCAAGAGAUACUGAAAUACCGAGUCUUCCGAGACCUCUGGGAGACGGGCUACUACCUCACGUCAGGCUGCAAAUUCGGCGGUGACUUCCUGGUUUACCCAGGAGACCCGUUCCUCUAUCAUUCCUAUUUCAUCGCCGUCUGUGUGCCCCACGACAAGCCACUAUCCCCUCUGGAACUGAUAACCUAUGGCCGACUCGGCACAAAUGUCAAGAAAACUGUAAUUUUGUGCUCUGUUGAUGAGGAAGAUGAGGUGGUUUAUACAUCACUGCAGUGGACUGGAUUGAGCUGAUUGUAAGAAUCCAUGAUCUUGGGGGAGGGAUGGGCGGGUCUAGGAUGGAUGGGGGGAUGUCCAGAAUUUGGAUUGCUAGAAUUCAAUUGUUUUGCAUAUCAAUUUCAGUUUGUGUGGAAAUGUAAGUCCUUUCUGCAACAGUUUUAUAAAGAGAAAAAUAAAGUUUAAGAUUGAAAAACUGGAAACAUAUCAUUUUCUUCGCGUUCCCACUCCUUUUAAAUGAACAUAAGAGCAUGCAAUAAUAGAGACAUGAAACUGCGACAUGUUGGUUUUUCAGUUUUUCUUCCAAAUUUUGUUUAGCAAAAUGUA